Messenger RNA from Arachis duranensis, 887 nucleotides. RefSeq lists its product as uncharacterized. Bases 243 to 752 code for a protein of 169 amino acids. The record is from RefSeq and is a predicted model, not a curated record. Lineage: Eukaryota; Viridiplantae; Streptophyta; Magnoliopsida; Fabales; Fabaceae. The transcript is spliced from 3 exons.
UGCAUCUACAUUAUUAUUAUUAUUAUUACUGUUGCAUCUUUUUAAUAUAUUCGAAUUCUCAAAAAUGUUUCAUUAUUUUUCUUUUAUUUAUAUCACUUAUUAAGGAAGUUGCAAAAUCCUAGCGUGUUUCUGGCCAUGGACGUUGAUACUUUUUCCCUUUUUUGAGUAGAAGAAAAGUACAGACAAUCUUGAAAUAACACUUUGUCAGAAGAAGUGACUUUCAAUAUUCCAUUAUUUCAUUCAUGGCUCAAGAGGAAGAAGGGUGGCCUUUGGGAUUGAGAUUCUUGAACUCAGGAAUGCGGUUGGCGAGAAAUAAUGAAGAUUACUCUGGAUCACUUUCAUUCACUACUAUGCUUACUGAUUCUCCCGCUCAUUCAAAAGAUUCUGCCUCAGAUCUUGACACUCAGUCCACCGUAUCAUUGUUCCAUGACAGAAGCAUCACACUUGGUAGCCUCAUUGGUAUCUCAAGCUUUCUUGAACUCUCAAGGAGACCAACAAGGGGAAGAAUGGUGGUGGAACCCUCAAGGGAAGAAAACAAAAGGAAUCAUCACAACAAGCUUAAGCCAUGGCUCUUGUCACUUUGUUCAAGGCUAAGUACCGAUGCAGUUGUGAGUGGGAAUGAUGUUAUUGUUCCUUCUCUUGGUCACUACCUUGAAGCCGAGAGACGAGCCAGAGAUACAAGGAACCAAAUUAGUACUACCAUUACUCAUGGUGAUUAUCAAGAUUCAAGGACAUUGUUUGGGGGGAGCUAAGUUCGAUGUGAAGGAUAUGGAACACCAAUAGUUUUUCCUCGUUUGUGUGGAUAACUAAUUAAAUUAACAGAUAAACCUUUAACUCAUUUCAGUAUCUUUCAUUAAUAAACCGUAUGUUUGUACUUAUUGUACCAA